Molecule: messenger RNA, 1713 nt
Organism: Cydia amplana
Lineage: Eukaryota; Metazoa; Arthropoda; Insecta; Lepidoptera; Tortricidae
Product: ionotropic receptor 75a-like
Exons: 13
Coding region: 1-1713 (570 amino acids)
Source: RefSeq, a predicted model, not a curated record
AUGCUUCGUAAAAGCAUUUUCUUUUUUCUAUUAUCUUCUGUUGCAGGUUUUCAAGAUAGCAUCAUAGAUUUUUCUUUAGACUUUUUAAAAGCUAGAAACGUGAAAUCUAUUUGUUUGUUAACUUGUGGCGAUAGGACUUGGAACCGUAAAUUUGCAAAAAAUGCCUCGAAAGUCUCAAUUGCCGUUUCACAUGUUGGCAUCGACGCUUCUCUAUCAGAUCUAGAUUCAUUAGGUCCAUGCCUAAACCCAGGAUCUGCUGAUGUUGGAAUUUUGAUUGAUACAAAAUGUCAAUUCUACGAAGAGGUCCUUAUGUAUGCAUCUGAAAAACUCUUAUUUGAUGCAAAUCACAAGUGGUUGAUUAUUGAUAUUGAUACUUGGAUAUCUAACAUAUCAGCAGUUUCCAACGUUGAGAUGAAUGAAAAUUUUUCAUGGUUAAUGGACACGUUCGAAAAAUCAAAUCUGAGCGUAGAUGCCGACGUCACACUGUCGCUACAGAAAGGAUCGGAAAAUAACAUUUACGAAGUGUAUAAUUUCGGAAAACUACGCGGAGGUAAUGUCGUAGUGAAGAAACUGGGAAAUUGGCGAAACAGAGCAGAUUUGAUCAAUCACUUAAAUGUCUACAAAUACUACAGAAGAUGGGAUUUCGAAAAUUCAACAAUUAACUACGUUGCAGUCAUGUCAACGCCGCCGAAAGUAUUCUACGUGAACAUGCUUAUAGGAGACAGGGGUCCGGGGGUCGCUGUUAUGACUAUUACUGGCACCAGAGUAUUGGUAGAAAUAGCACUACUACAUAAUAUCAGAUUUAAUUAUACGAUCGUAGACAGAUGGAUCGGGAAAUUUGAGAGAAAUACUACGCCGGUGGCUGCUACUUUAAUACACUUUAAAGAACAAGACAUCACACCGAUACUACGCGUAUCAUCGGAAAUUUUCCAAAAAGUGGACAUGGUGUCGCCGCCUGUAACUUCUAUUGAGACAAGAUAUUACUACCGCAUUCCAACCACCGGUCCCGGAAAGUUCGAGAACCAAUUCCUACGGCCUCUGACCAAAGGCGUGUGGGGUUGCGCGGUAGCUGUGAUUUCUCUGUGCGCUCUGGUACUGUUUCUGACUGCCAGAGCCGAAAGGAGACCAGCCGCUGUACAGUAUGCUGUAUUCUCUGUGGCAGCUACGUUUUGUCAGCAAUUUUUUGAAGAUGGUGGUAACGAUGAUCCAAGACGAGAAUCGUCUGCUCGGCAGCUCACGGUCCUAGUGACAGGAGCAUCCUGCGUCCUCAUAUACAACUACUACACUAGCAGCGUUGUCAGUUGGUUACUGAAUGGACCACCGCCUUCCAUCAACUCUCUGCAAGAACUCCUGGAAAGCCCACUGUCAUUGAUAUACCAGGACAUAGGCUAUACACGUUCGUGGAUACAGAAUCCGACGUAUUAUUACAGUAAAAAGAAUGCUGAAGUGGAGGAUAAAUUAAGGAGGUUUAAAGUAUUUAAGAAGAAAAAGGGAGAGCCCUUACUGGUGCCCUUGGAGGAAGGCAUUGAAAUGGUGAAAGCAGGAGGCUACGCAUACCACACAGAAGUAUACAACGCUAACAUGUUAAUAUCUCGCAAGUUCAACCAAGAAGAGCUGUGUGAACUUGGUUCUCUACAAUCAAUGGAAGAAACACACCUUUAUAUUGUCGUACCAAAGAACAGCCCUUAUAAAGAGUUCUUUAACUGGAAGUAA